This is a messenger RNA of Exophiala aquamarina CBS 119918, 1185 nucleotides long. RefSeq lists its product as uncharacterized. Lineage: Eukaryota; Fungi; Ascomycota; Eurotiomycetes; Chaetothyriales; Herpotrichiellaceae. The transcript has a single exon. The record is from RefSeq and is a predicted model, not a curated record. Bases 1 to 1185 code for a protein of 394 amino acids.
AUGAAGAACGAGAGCGUAUAUCUAUCUACGGGCAGAUCCCAUACCAAACCAAUCUUCUGGAGUGCUCCGUCUUCAGCAUUUUCCGGAAAAUUACGCGGGUAUAUUAGCAAAUCCGGUUUCCAAGUGGAAGAGCGCUUUGCAAACGAAACCCGGUUCCAUGAAGAGAUAGUGCCACUGAUCGGCUACUUUGUGGUGCCUAUCAUUGAACUCGAAGACGGCCUCCUCUUGCAAGACACGACCGAGGCCAUCCUGUAUCUUGAGAGUCAGAGAACAGACAAUCUUGAACACAGCCUUAUCCCAACCACGCCACAGCUCAAAGCCACAGCAUAUCUGAUUAAUUUAUUCGGUACUGAUGGCUUCCACAAACCCGGCAUGCACUACCGCUGGAGCUACGAGCAUCGCCAAGAAGGAUUUCUUGAUAGUGCCUUUGCGGACUGGGUUGCUCCAAGUUCCCAAGUUACAAGAAAGGAGCAGACUGCAAAAUUCACGUCAGACUACCUGCCUGCACUAGGGAUUCGGCAGACCACGAUCGAGGUGAUUGAGAAGGCUUGGGAAGAGUGUCUCGACAUCUUGAAUGAGCAUUUCAAGAAGAAUCCUUACUUUCUUGGGGCAGCUCCCACCAUCGCUGAUUGCGGUUUCAUGACUAUGGUCUGGGCGCAUCUGGCGCGUGAUCCAGUGCCUGCCUACCUCAUGAGGACCAGAGCGCCCAUGGUGGCUCGCUGGGCAGAACGCAUGGUUCAACUGAAGUGGUUCGAUGGGGGUUUCCCACAAGCCGACCCAUUACUGGUCAACGACACGAUUCCGGAGACACUCAUACCAUUCCUCAAAUACCUGUUCGCGCGGAUCGCCCCCGAGCACAUAGCUAGCGUGAGAGCGUUCAAUCGCAUGAUCGAUCAGCGUCCGGAUCUUGAGAGCGGUAAUCAUCUAGACGAUCCAAGUAGCCCGAGCGCUCAUCCAACCUGUGGUAAGAUCGAAUUCGAGCUGCUUGGAACAGUUGUGGAGCGUAUGGCCUUUGUGGACUCAGCUUUUCAGUUGCAAAGCUUUUCUCGAGCCCUUGACGAAUUGCCCAUUAAGGAUAGGGAGAGAUUCAUUGCCACCAUGUCUGAGUAUGGGGGCCAGGAGCUGUUUUCUUUGAGCCUGGCAAAACCUAUCCAAUAUCACAUGUAUCGAUAUAGACUGUUAUGA